Messenger RNA from Zophobas morio, 3758 nucleotides. RefSeq names its product receptor-type tyrosine-protein phosphatase alpha-like. The record is from RefSeq and is a predicted model, not a curated record. Gene Ontology annotation, biological process: protein dephosphorylation. Gene Ontology annotation, molecular function: protein tyrosine phosphatase activity. The coding region runs from base 192 to 3737 and encodes 1181 amino acids. The transcript is spliced from 16 exons. Lineage: Eukaryota; Metazoa; Arthropoda; Insecta; Coleoptera; Tenebrionidae.
CGAAAACAGUGUACUAAAUUCAGGGUGAAGACAAAAUAAAUGUAAGAAUAAUUAACCUCCCUAAUCAAAUUUAACUAACACGAAUUUCAUCGCUCUAUCGUGUUAAACAACAAAGUUCGUAUUUAUCUGUUGCUAUUUCCUAGAGUACCACACUAGUAAGUGAAGUACAUGAUUAAAUAAAUAAUCCUCGAAUGUAUUUACUCACAAAGAUUAAUCUCGAUAAUACAAUUUUUUCCGAUAACGUAAAACGAAAAAUACAAACUUACACUAUAAAGAUGUACUUGAAUCUUCACAUUUCUAUAUUCUGGAUUUUGGUUACGCGAGCGUCCGCCGAUGUAGUUACCCUAACUAAAAAUCAAAGUAUUACGUGUGUUUUAACAGAAGAAAGUGUUUAUUCAGCUUUGUACAUAUCACCAAACUCAUCAGAUAAUCCACUCAUAGAUAGCAAAAGAACGCUCACUGAAUUAACCCGAUGGGUUAUAAACGACUGGAACGUAAGUACCACUCAAGAACUACCAUUUUAUCCAGUCGUAGAUGUACGUUGGGAAGAAUUUCCGAACGUAAAAAAUGCCCAAAUUAACAUCGCUCCAGCCAACGUUAUUUCUUUCUCCUUGUGUUUCGUCAAAAGAAUUACUCUGAACGCAGAUGGCGGAGAAUUCAUUUCAAUUGUACGGGAUAAACACGAAAAUGUGGAACAAAAUGUCUGUCAAUGGUCACAUUACACAGUGCGCCAAAACAAAAUUUUGGAAAUCAAAUUUUCGGAAACCGCUGUCCAUGAAAUGGAAGUAUGGAAGCUAGGAUUUAAUCCAAAAUACAUAAUUUUAAGUGGAGUGAGAAUAAAAACACACCAAUACGAUUUCCGAUACUCCCAUCUGACUACUCUUAACAAUGCGAUCAGUUUUCUGAAUAUUAGCAAUCUAUCAAAUUCUACCGAUCUUUGCAUUUCUUUGUUUGUGUCUGUGGAUGAAAACUGCUAUCUAGAUGUAGUACUAGAAUCAGGUACCACCCACAAAACUGUAAGAGUGGACGGCUUUAAUUUAGAAAAUAAACCAAAAUCUUGGAAGCGAAUUGAAAUUCACACUAGUAGUUACAACGGUACUGGAAAGCUCAAUUUCUAUCGUUCUAGAAGUGACGAUAAAAGAGAAGGGUUCUGGGCAAUCGAUAAAGUACACAUCUGUAGACUUUCCACGGAUGUAUACAGUUUGACGGUAAAAAGUGAAAAUUCUUCGUACACGUGUAAAACACUAGCUACUUCCAAUAGUAGUACUUUCUGCGAACUACCUGGACUUUUAGGUCACAAAUGUACAGCCAAAUGUGACCAAAUUUUAGGACAGUCGUACCCGUUUUGUGAAGGUUAUAAGAUUUGUUUGGACAAUGGAACUUGUGAGUGUUCAUGGGGGUUUAAAGGAACGACGUGUAACCAAAGUUGUACUGGCGACAAUUGGGGCCGUGACUGUGCGUCAACUAUAAAUUAUGGGAAUUGUGUGAGUCACAACAACAAAGUUGGUUGUUUUAAAUGUAUGAAGAAAUUUACUGGAAGACAGUGCACAGAAAAACUACCAGUUGUGCUAAAACCUCCUACGUUAGUUUCCGCCAAGACAAAUUUUGCUGAAAUUUCGUUUAACUUGACGUAUGGUGAAGACGAAAAAGAACCAGACUUUUACCAAAUUCAGUACAAAGAAAGUAACGGUACCACUUUCGAAAAUUUUUCUGAUCUAGUACCCUUCCAAAAAUCCCUCUCAAACGGAACAGUGACCAUUCCAACGAGUUCUUUCGGUUACAAAAUUCGGGUGUUGUUGUUCGUAGGAAACGAACACUAUGAAGAAGGAGUACCUGAGUUGGUAACAACCCCCACAUCAAGAAAAAAUUGGUACAUAGCUAUCAUUGUUAUAUCAAGCAUACUUAAGAAUCACUGGCUAUUUGGAAUCCUCACUGGUGUAUUUUUCUUAUACGUUGUAUUGGUACCCGUAUUUCUCUACUUCUGUGGAAAAAAGAAUAAAGCCAACGGUCCACAAGUCGAAGUAAUAACUUUACUAUCUUUAGACGACAGCGACACCAAAAACAUACCAAUUAAGGAAAUAGAAACUUACGUAAAAGCUUCUGUGGAAAAAAAAUUGCUAAGCGAGCAAUUUAAGUUGUUAGCGGAUGAAAAAUUUGGAACUUGUGAGGUGGCUCUGUGGGAGGAAAAUUUAAAGAAAAACAAAGACCAGCGUUACAUUCCAUGUACAAUCGCACGCAAAUGUUUUGAGCCUAUGGGCGGAUCGUUUUUGCCUGCCCUCACCGAAGAAGGCGGUCCAAAUCCUUCAAGGGCAGAAUUUGUAGAUGAUUCCACAAGAGUGAUUUUGGGAGACUUGGAAGACGUUGGUACCGACGAUUACAUAAACGCCAGCUACAUAGACGGUUUCAGACACUGCAAAGCUUACAUCGUCUACCAGGGAACCAAGGACACCGAGACCGACUUCUGGCGGAUGAUUUGGCUAGAAGAAGUAGAAACAAUGGUGCUAGCUGUAGACUUUAACGACGACUACAUUAGAGAAGAUUGUUGGUCUUCGAGUUUGAAUUCCGUCAACACCUUCGGCGCCAUCACUGUCAGAAACGUAGCAGAAGGAACUCACUCCAAUUACCACGAACGAGUUUUCGAGGUCACUUAUAUGAAGAACCAAAGACAGGUGCGGCAGCUACAUCUUAGUUGCUCUUGGCCGCUGUACCCAGACGAGCUUUUGCCCAUUUUGAAACACCUGCACCAAACUUCCAGAACGAGUCUCUCCCCGAUUGUGGUUUAUUCUGGGUCGGAAACCAACAGAAGCGGGACUUUGAUUCUGUGCGAUUUGGCUCUCCAUAUGGGUGAAGCUGAAGGUAGCGUCAACUUUCAUGUUCUUCUGGGUAACAUGAGGCAACAGAGGCCACAUAUGGUCAACAAUCUGGACUAUUAUGUCUUAGCUCAUUUAACAGUACUGGAGUUUCUUCUAGACGAAGUAAAUCCGUUUAGGACGAAACUUACAGACAAUUUAGACGCUAAAGUGGUUGAAGAGCAGUGUAAAUACUUGGAGAAGAUGUUCUGGGCCGACUCGGUGGUUCAGAAUUUGGCUCCACAACCGAAAAUGAGGAAUCCGCUUCGUCUGACUUUUGUUGACGGUUACCAGAAACCUAAUCGAUUCUUACUUUGUCAGCAACCCUCAAAAAGACUGUUGUUGGAGUUUUGGGAAACUAUCAUUAGUGAAAAUAUUAGUCACGUGUUAUUUAUAAAUGCGAACAAAGACAAAUUAUGGCCGUGCAAGUUUACCGAAUCUGGUGUAACCAUCAGUGUUAUUCUGCAGACGUAUGUAGAAGUUACGCCAUCGUAUACUCUUGCCAGGUUGUUACUUUCCAAGUACAGUAAGGACUCGAACAAUGGGAGAAACGGUCAAGAAGUAUUAUUUUUUGAAUUGGUAGACUGGAACUUGAAAGAACAGAUACCACAGUCCAUAGACAACGCACUUAUUACAGUACACUAUAUUAACAAAGUUAUGGAAGAAAAUGAGACACCUAUUUUAAUUACUACCAUGGUCGGAAUGAACGCCAGUAGCCUCUUCACUGUAUUAUGUAACGUUCUCGAUAAACACAAAAAAGAACGUGAAGUAGAUGUUUACAGAUUCUUAAGAACCGCAAACAGACACAAUUCUACCUUCUUUAUUCGAACGAGACAACUAAAAUUUCUUUAUGACACAAUCCUAGAAUACAUAACCACAAUUAAAUAAAAAUGGCAUUUUUUUUUGUAA